This is a messenger RNA of Teleopsis dalmanni, 354 nucleotides long. RefSeq names its product keratin, type I cytoskeletal 9-like. Lineage: Eukaryota; Metazoa; Arthropoda; Insecta; Diptera; Diopsidae. The transcript has a single exon. The coding region runs from base 1 to 354 and encodes 117 amino acids. The record is from RefSeq and is a predicted model, not a curated record.
AUGAAUUCAACUACAAUUUUGGCUUUCUGCAUUUUGGGUGUAUUUUACAUCAGUAGCACACAAGCAGUACCUGUGGCGAUCUACGAAGUUCCUGUUGCCGCCGUAUCAGAUACAGCUCCAUUAACUUUGUUGGAUAUUGAACAAUCAAAUGAAUCGGCAAUAGAUGGAGAGUCGGAGAGAUUAGCACGUGGUCUUGGUUUGGGCGGCAAAUUCGGUGGAUUUGGAGGUUUAGGACAUGGAAGUUUCAAAGGUUUUGGAGGUCUUGGUGGUCUUGGAUUUGGUGGACUCCAUGGACUGGGUGGAGGUUUUGGUGGUUUAGGAUUUAAGAAUCUUUUUGGUAAACAUUUUGGUUAA